Penicillium chermesinum is the source of this 957-nucleotide messenger RNA. Its product is annotated as transporter YIP1. Lineage: Eukaryota; Fungi; Ascomycota; Eurotiomycetes; Eurotiales; Aspergillaceae. The record is from RefSeq and is a predicted model, not a curated record. The transcript is spliced from 2 exons. Gene Ontology annotation, biological process: vesicle fusion with Golgi apparatus; endoplasmic reticulum to Golgi vesicle-mediated transport. Gene Ontology annotation, cellular component: trans-Golgi network; membrane. Bases 1 to 957 code for a protein of 318 amino acids.
AUGGCUCAAUAUUACCCCCAACAGCCCCAGCAGGGCUAUGCGCCCCAAGGUUCUGCGCAGAACCUCCAGUUCUUCCCCUCUUCCUACGGCUCGGUCUCCGGCCACACAACGCCAUCGCAAGCGUCCUAUGGCGCAGGUUUUGGCAGCACCUCCAAUCCAGCAACAGCACAGGCCUAUCCAUCCGGUGGAUAUGGUGGGUUUGGAUCUCCCAGUGCAGGUGUGAGUGGGAGAAUGGGAGAUCAAGGUGGCUUGCGGACAGGCUGGUUGGCUGCGUUUGGAACGGAGGGCUACGAUGGAGAGCCCCCAUUAUUGGAGGAGCUAGGUGUCAAUUUCGAGCAUAUUCGUACCAAGACUCUCACCGUCCUCAACCCAUUUGCAUCCAUCGACAACCACCUGAUGGAUGACAGCGAUCUCUAUGGUGCUCUCCUAUACAUCGUACUUUACGGCACCUUCCUCCUCCUCUCUGGCAAGGUCUUCUACGGUUACAUCUAUGGUGUUGCUGUAUUUGGCACUGUUGCACUACAUUUAAUCCUCAGUCUUAUGUCGCCAGCUCUCGACGCCGCAUCCACUCCCAAUGCCGCCGACCCUACCAACUACAACCCUCAUCACAAACCAUCCGUGUCCGGGUCCUCAGUCGCUGGACAUUUCUCUGCAACCCUGACCUUUCCCCGCUCUGCCAGUGUUCUGGGUUACUGUUUCCUUCCUCUUGUGCUCACCAGUCUCAUUGGUAUCCUGAUCCCCAUGGACACAUUGUUUGGAUAUCUUCUGACCACCGCUGCGGUGGGCUGGUGCACCUACAGCUCGUCUGGGAUGUUUUGCGCUGUGGCUCGUAUGAGUGGAAUGCGCGGUUUGGUGGCUUAUCCAUUGGCUCUGUUCUAUGUUGUCUUCGGUAUCAUGGGCAUCUUCUCUUCACGGGGCACAGGCACCCUCGCAGCGAGGACUGGUGCUGCUGCUUAG